UCUUCAGUGCUUCAUUUAAAAAAAAAGGCAACUAUCUUCCCAGCAUGGAGGUGAUGUACAAACAUUGUUCAGCUUUGAUUUACUUUACUGAAUUUAAUUUAAAAAUGCAUCGUGGUACUAGUUCUUACCAAGAAGAGUGGCAAAGAAGAGUAUCUAGAAGGGUAGACAGCCUGUUUGUUGAUCUCCCGGUCUUAUCUCCAGUCACUGAAGAAGCCUCGGAUUUAACUGAUAAAUCACUAAUACCCCACGAUGAUGAGUCUGACAGUUCCACCAGAUCUGUCAGUCCUCUACCCCCCCUCAUCAUAGAAAUACUUCCUAACAAACAUGAUGAGCCUGAGGAAUAUUACGUGAAACUUCAAAAAAGAAUGAUCAAGGUAUACCGAAGGCUGUUCAUUGAAAAUAGAAGCUUAAGUAGUGGUGUGUACGAUUCAGAUUCCAAUGGCAACUCUGAUCUUGACAGUUUCGACUAUGAUGAAAUAGGUUUUGAUGGCAAUGUUCGUGACGUUGAAAAUAGAACCUUAAGUAAUGGUAUUUACGGUUCCAUUUCCAAUGGCAAUUCUGAUCAUGAGGGUUUCGACUGUGAAGGCAAAGAUUUAGAUGGCAAUGUUCGUGAUUUUGAAAAUAGAAGCUUAAGCCGUGGUAUAUAUGAUUCAAAUUCCAAUGGCAGUUCCAAUGAUGAUGGUAUGGACUAUGAAGCUAUAAAUUUUGAUGGUAAUGUUCGGGGCGUAGAAAAUAGAACCUUAAGUAAUGGUGUAUAUAGUUCAAAUACCAAUGGCAGUUCCGAUCAUGACGGUAUGGAUUAUGAAGCUAGAGAUUUUGAUGGCAACGUUCGUAACACUGAAAAUAGAAACUUAAGCCAUGGUAUAUACGAUUUAAAUUACAAUGUCACCAUUCCAGUGGCAGAUUAUGGUGGCAAUAAUUUUAAUAAUGGUACGGAUAGUAAUGAUUCACAUUAUUCCGAUGAUUAUGAAGCUGAUUUUGAGUCAAUAGACACAACAAUUGAAUCUUUAAAUAGACGUGGAAUAGACGCUGAAAUGUCAAGACCUGAUUAUGAAGACAGGCAAAGCCUAGCCCCUACUGAAAUUAUAGAUACUGAAGAUUUAUCAAACCCUAAUUUAGUAGAAAUAGAAAGACCGAUCAGUGUUCAAAAUGUUAUUUUUCCAAAAGAUUUACAUAAUGCUAGAAUAGAUGAUGAUGAUAAUGAAAUGUUACAUGAAUCUAGUAGCAAUGAUUUGAAUGAAAGUCAUCAAAGAAAUGAUUUUGAAGAAUCUAGAAAUUCACUAAAUACGGACUUGGUUAAUAAUGAUAAUGAAAUAGAGGAAGAUAUGGAGGCACAAGAUGAUGAUAAUGAUUUGAAUGAAAGUCACCAAAGAAAUGAUUUUGAAGAUAUAAAUGCAGAUGAAUCUAGAAAUACCACAAAUACGGACUUGGUUAAUGAUGAUAAUGAAAUAGCAUUAAAUCAAGAAGAUAUUGAGGCAGAGGAUUGUGAUGAUAAUGAUUUGAAUGUCGUUGAAGUGGUGACAGAUGAAAAUGAAGAAACGACUCUUAGUGCAGGUACAGAUUACAGGCAAAUAACAACCAUAGCUCUGGUCCACGUCGAUGGUACAAAACACCACAAAGAUAAAGAGAGUACAGUAUAUGAAGAGUCGGUAAAAAGUGUGAUUCUACCCACAAGGCCGGUUGUGAGGACUGCCAUACGUAGUGAGGUGAUGCAAGUGGAUUUUGAAGAUGUGGUGAGAGUGGAAGACAAUGAAGAUCCACCCACAAUCUUACCUGACUUGUCCUAUCAAGAAUCUUCUAUCAAAGAAAUAGAACAAAUGAGGUUUGGAAACCCAGAUUUAUCUCAAGAAUCAAUAUCAUUAACCCAUUAUCGCGACUCGGAAUCACUCGAACCAAUUGCGUAUAUUGAAACACCCACGGAAAAUACGUCAUCGUCACAAAAUGGCGCCGGUGGACACUUCGAAUUUGACAUUUCUAACGACAUCCAUGAAAUUUUGAGUUAUAAUUUCAAUGAAAGUCGAAAAAGUAGUAGUAAUUCCAGGAAAAGAAAGGCCGAUUUAGAUAGCAAAUCGGUGCAGACCAGUGAAGUUUCUACAAGGGAUUAUUUUGAUGGGCAAAUCUUUCUAAAGGGGGCAAAAGUGUUUCGGCUUUGCUCUUGUAAAGAUCAUGUUUGUCACUAAUUUAUUAUUGAAGUUCAUUUAAAGACUUAUUAAAGCAUAUUUUAUCUAGCAGUGGGCAGGUAUACCUAUUUAAGUUAAAGAAAUAGUAGUAUUACCCACGUUGCAAGUUAUUUUAAAUGAUUUCUACAUUUUUUUAUGAAAUAAUUUUAAUACAUGAAGUAUUUACUUAAGUUUAGGUGGUUUUACUUAGUAUUCUUUUGUUUUUUGUUUGUAAAAUAAUUAAUCACAAAUUAUGGGGAAACGAUAUAAUUAUUAUGA
Messenger RNA from Helicoverpa zea (corn earworm), 2438 nucleotides. RefSeq names its product protein PFC0760c-like. The record is from RefSeq and is a predicted model, not a curated record. The transcript has 4 exons. The coding region runs from base 45 to 2180 and encodes 711 amino acids. Lineage: Eukaryota; Metazoa; Arthropoda; Insecta; Lepidoptera; Noctuidae.